AUGCCGUCAGUCAAGAACCCCAACGGUCCCUCCAAGAACCGCCUGGCCAACAAGGCCCUCGGCGCCAAGAUUGCCCGCCGUAAGAAGUCCGAGGCGAACAAGCACAAGAUUGCGAGGACGGACACCAUGCGCGGCGCGAGGCCCGGUCUGAUGGCCACCAGCGGUCCCAACGCGCCCAUGAGCAAGAAGAAGGCCAAGAAGAUGGAGAAGAAGAUUGCCCAUGCGAUGAGGAGGAAGAUGGAGGCUGAGGGAGAGGUUGUCAUGCAGGAUGUUGAGGAGACUGCCGAGAAGCCCGAGGAGGGAGAUAUGGAGACGGAGACCAUUGCAUAG
Molecule: messenger RNA, 330 nt
Organism: Colletotrichum abscissum
Lineage: Eukaryota; Fungi; Ascomycota; Sordariomycetes; Glomerellales; Glomerellaceae
Exons: 2
Coding region: 1-330 (109 amino acids)
Source: RefSeq, a predicted model, not a curated record